Besnoitia besnoiti is the source of this 1152-nucleotide messenger RNA. RefSeq lists its product as uncharacterized. The transcript has a single exon. Lineage: Eukaryota; Apicomplexa; Conoidasida; Eucoccidiorida; Sarcocystidae. Bases 1 to 1152 code for a protein of 383 amino acids. The record is from RefSeq and is a predicted model, not a curated record.
AUGCAGGCGCGUCCUCGCCUUGCUUCGUCUUCCCCUUUUCUCGGCUUUUCCUUCCGCGGCUGCGGGUUUUUUUCGCGGGUUUUCCUCCUGCUGGCGCGGCUCAGCCUUUUGGAGAGUGUCUCCUCGAGCCUGCAUUCAGCAGAAGCUCUUGCAGGCAGCUCUCCACGCGGGUAUCGAACCGUCGCGUUCUCGCCGCGUCUGUUCCCGUCUCUCUCCGUCAAAACCCCCCUGGCGAUGCACUCGCCCCUGCGCGGCUCUCUGUUUUCCGCUUCUCUUUCUCCCUCUUCCUCUCCCUCUCCGUCCUGUGCCGGUCGCAGCGCCGACCGCGCGACAGGGCCUGCCUCGGCCUCUGCGCUCGCCCGCACCGCCGCAAACGGCGCCGCGGGGAGAGAGGAGGACGCGGGGAGAGAGGACGACGCGGCUGGCGUCUCCUCGUUGAGGCGCAAGCGAGAGUGGAACGCGCGCGGCUCUCCGCGUUUCCUCGCGCCGAGCUUCAUCGCGUCGUCUGACUCUCCCGUCACAGAGGACAGCCUCGUGGGCGAGUGGGAGCUCGAGGCGACUCUCAACGAAGCUGUGCCGCAGCUGGCGGCAAAGCUGCUGGCCUCGCAGGGAGGCGACAGCGAGGGCGACGGGCGCGCGUCUCAGUCCUGGUUUUCUGGUCUUUUCUCCUGGGGCACCGCCGCGGAGAAGACGCGAAGAAGGCGGACGAGGGAGGAGGAGGAGGAGGGCGCGCGGCUCCUGCAGGCGUUGGAGGCGCUCGCCGCCAGCGGCCGCGGACGAACGCCCGCUGCCCUCCCCCGUCCCCCCCUGCGUCUCACGCUGAAGGCGAACCGCGAGGGCCUCCUCCACGCUGCAUCGGCGCCAGGUGGCGACGGCUUCUUUCCUGCGGCUGUGUGGCAGCUGAAGCGCAGGCCGUUCUCGGCGCUCCACGUGGAGAUUGAAGUCCCCUUUCCGCCGAGCGACCCGAGGUUCAUCCUUGUCUUCGUGGCUCCUGCACAGCCCUCGAGCUUCUUCCCCGCCUCCGUGCGCAUCGGCGAAGGACGCCUCUUCGUCGCCGUGGCGCCCUUCCUGCCCUGGAGCACAAUGGAGCUCGGCGUUUUCUCGAUCCGACCCAAGACCCUCAAGGCCAUCGUCGACCCUUCUCUCUUGUAA